GUCUAGUCACAUACGCUACAAUACCCAUAAAUACAAAUUUAAAUGCAGUGACAGUGAUGAGUUCCUAUUGUUUUUGCUUCUAAUUAGAAAAAGAUAAAAACUCUGUUUUCAUCUCCUUAGGCCAUGGAUAAUAAUAAGGGAACUGAAGAAGAGACUAGAACAACCAAACAAAACAAAGCUCCACAUAAUGUAUUCUGAUAUUCCUUUGCUUUCUCGAAGUCUCAGCUCACCUUGUCGGAAUUGCACCAUCCUGUUCAGGCCAUCACAGCUCCAUCAGACUCAGCUUCUCUAGAUUAUAUACUCUAAACGGAGAAAUCACAAAGAAAAGGUUGAUGGGGCACUUAUCCUCUUUGUUUAAUGGCCUGGCAAAGUCGUUUUCAAUGAAGAAAGGAAGAGGUUCUGGCAGAUGUGGAGGGAGAGAAGCUGCUGAAGCUAUGGCAAAGGAAGCUAAGAAAAAUGACUUGAUAUUGCGUACCUCCGGCACCGUUAAUGCAGAUGGUUCAAACAACUUCGCCUCCGUUUUCUCUAAAAAAGGCCAGAAAGGAGUCAACCAGGAUUGUUGCAUAGUGUGGGAGGAAACACUUGCCCAAACUUCACUUGAUCAAGAUAUUGAUAUAGAGGAUGAGAAGAAAAAACACCACCACAGGUUCAAUAUAUGGAAGCAUUCUUACCUGAAGACAUGUGCUGCCAUUGAUCAAGAACUAGAGAAGUAUCGAAAGAUAGACUCGUUUUACAGUGGAACAACUGCCCUAUCAAUUGUUAGACAGGGUGAAUUCAUUGUGAUAGCAAAUGUUGGUGACUCUCGUGCUGUAUUAGCUACAAAAUCAGAUGAUGGAAGUUUGGUCCCAGUUCAGCUAACAAUUGAUUUCAAGCCCAACUUACCCCAAGAAGAAGAGAGAAUAAUUCAGUGCCAGGGGAGAGUGUUCUGCUUACACGAUGAGCCCGGGGUGCCCCGGGUGUGGUUGCCGGAUGGAGAGUCUCCAGGACUCGCCAUGUCUCGAGCUUUUGGUGACUAUUGUAUUAAAGAAUAUGGUCUUAUUUCAGUGCCUGAGGUAACACACAGAAGCAUAGGCAGCAAAGAUCAGUUUGUUGUGCUUGCCACUGAUGGGGUUUGGGAUGUAAUCUCCAAUCAAGAAGCAGUAGAUAUUGUGUCUUCAACACCAAACAAAGCAAAAUCAGCUAAGCGUUUGGUGGAAUGUGCAGCGCAUGCAUGGAAACGCAAGAGGAGGGGCAUUGCCAUUGAUGAUAUUUCAGCUAUUUGUCUCUUCUUUCACUCAGAACAAGUUAGCCAUGUUACCACCCUAAAAUAGAUUAACUUGUAACUUGUAAAUUGGGUCGAUGUAACAUUGGUGCAAUGCAAUUAAGGUAAAUUGAUUGGAAAGUGUCUA
Molecule: messenger RNA, 1388 nt
Organism: Lotus japonicus
Lineage: Eukaryota; Viridiplantae; Streptophyta; Magnoliopsida; Fabales; Fabaceae
Product: probable protein phosphatase 2C 73
Exons: 6
Coding region: 333-1310 (325 amino acids)
Biological process (GO): protein dephosphorylation
Molecular function (GO): protein serine/threonine phosphatase activity
Source: RefSeq, a predicted model, not a curated record